Messenger RNA from Fusarium subglutinans, 792 nucleotides. RefSeq names its product beta-glucosidase. The coding region runs from base 1 to 792 and encodes 263 amino acids. Gene Ontology annotation, biological process: carbohydrate metabolic process. Gene Ontology annotation, molecular function: beta-glucosidase activity. The transcript has a single exon. Lineage: Eukaryota; Fungi; Ascomycota; Sordariomycetes; Hypocreales; Nectriaceae. The record is from RefSeq and is a predicted model, not a curated record.
AUGUCCAAGGAGGCUUCUAUGUUCCAGGCUGGUGACUUGGUCACCAGCUCAGGUACAACCGACGAUUUGACUGUUCAAGAGCUCCCACUACCCAAAGACUUUUGCUGGGGUACUGCAACUGCAGCAUAUCAAGUCGAAGGUGGCGCAAACCAAGACGGCAAAGGUCAAUCCAUCUGGGAUACCUACACUCAUCUCAAGCCUCCCCGAACAAACAACGGGGAAACCGGUGACAUAGCAUGCGACCACUACAAUCGGGUCCCCGAGGACAUUGAACUUAUGAAGGUGUGCAGCGUCGACGAUUAUCGCUUCUCUCUAUCCUGGACACGAAUAAUUCCUCUCGGAGGCCGAAACGAUCCUAUCAAUGAGAAAGGAAUAGCUUUCUACAACGACUUCAUCGACCGGUUGUUGGCACGCGGGAUCGAGCCUGUGGUGACAUUGUAUCAUUGGGAUGCGCCGCAGACUCUCUACGAUCGUUACAAGGCCUUUCUUAAUACCGAAGAGUUCACUGCCGACUUUUCCAACUAUGCAAGAGUAUGCUUUGAUCGCUUUGGCGAUCGUGUUAAGAAAUGGAUCACGUUCAACGAGCCAUAUAUCAUCUCCAUCUUUGGUCAUGUCAACGGAACACUUGCGCCAGGCCAUCGCGCAGAAGACGGUUUCGAUACAAAGAACGAAACAUGGCGCGUCGGCCUUACCUAUGGGAUGAUUGCGGCCUAUAAGGUUAAGCUUUAUGCGAAGGAGUUUAAGCCUGCGCAACGGGGAGAGAUCUCUAUUGUGCUGAAUAGCCACUUCUGA